GCAUUUCCCAGAAGGCCGUGGUCGCCAUCUCGUUAGCCGGGCAACGGGUCGGUAGGGCGAACGCCUCAUCCUGGACUUUUUAAUUUCUCAGGGGGGAUGAGUGACGGUGGACAUAGGCCUUUGGCGGCACCGUCCGUAGGCUGCCUGGCCUGGUGGCGCUGGACGCGGAGACUAUGGAGCCAGCCAUACAGGUCUCCUUCCGGUCGCGGGGCGAAAAGCCGAGGCGCCGCGUUUCCUUUAACCACGGUGGGCGGGGCGAGGCGAAGCGACCCGCGUUGCUAUUGGCGGCGGUUGGGGGCGCGGAAACUGAACGGGACGCAACGGCAGCCGCUGCUUCCUCAGGCUCGUCCGGCGCCUUGGGCGCUCCCGGCCCCGCCAUGGCCGCGCCCUGCCCGGAGGACCCCUCGUUGGAGAGGCAUUUUAAGGGCCACCGAGAUGCAGUUACCUGUGUGGACUUCAGUCUCAACACAAAACAGCUGGCCAGCGGCUCCAUGGACUCGUGCCUCAUGGUGUGGCACAUGAAGCCCCAGUCACGCGCCUACCGCUUCGCCGGCCACAAGGAUGCUGUCACCUGCGUGAACUUCUCCCCUUCGGGACACCUCCUUGCCUCGGGCUCCCGCGACAAGACUGUCCGCAUCUGGGUACCCAACGUCAAAGGCGAGUCAACAGUGUUUCGUGCACAUACAGCCACAGUGAGGAGUGUCCAUUUCUGUAGUGAUGGCCAGUCCUUCGUGACAGCCUCCGACGACAAGACAGUAAAGGUGUGGUCGACUCAUCGCCAGAAAUUCCUGUUCUCCCUGAGCCAGCACAUCAACUGGGUCCGCUGUGCCAAGUUCUCCCCGGAUGGGCGGCUCAUCGUGUCCGCUGGUGACGACAAGACUGUCAAGCUGUGGGAUAAGACCAGCCGGGAGUGUGUCCACUCGUACUGUGAGCAUGGCGGCUUUGUCACCUACGUGGACUUCCACCCCAGCGGCACGUGCAUUGCCGCUGCCGGCAUGGACAGCACGGUGAAGGUGUGGGACGUCCGGACUCACCGGCUCUUGCAGCACUAUCAGCUGCACAGCGCAGCGGUGAACGCCCUCUCCUUCCACCCGUCGGGAAACUACCUGGUCACGGCCUCUAGCGACUCGACCCUGAAGAUCCUGGACCUCAUGGAGGGCCGGCUGCUCUACACACUCCAUGGGCAUCAGGGUCCAGCCACUGCUGUUGCCUUUUCAAGAACGGGGGAGUAUUUUGCUUCCGGAGGUUCCGAUGAACAAGUGAUGGUUUGGAAGAGUAACUUUGAUGUUGUCGAUUAUGGAGAAGUCCUGAGACUGCAGAGGCCUCCAGCCAGGCUGGCCAGCUCCUCCGGGACUCUGCCAGAAGUGGAUUCCCUCGUCCCACCAGACAGGGGCAGGAGUCAGGAGUCAAUGCAGAGCCAGCCCCAGGAGCCUGUCAGCAUGCCCCAAACGCUGACCAGCACACUGGAGCACAUCGUGGGCCAGCUGGAUGUCCUCACCCAGACAGUCUCCAUCCUGGAGCAGCGGUUGACGCUGACGGAAGACAAGCUGAAGCAGUGUCUGGAGAACCAGCAGCUAAUCAUGCAGAGAACGCUACCGUGAUCAGCGGGGGCAAGAAUCAAGAGCUUGGUCGAUUUGGGGGGCAGCAGGCCGGAGAUUUGUACUGGGGGACUUGGGUAAAUAAAUAAAGGGGAUUUAGCUCUGGGAA
This is a messenger RNA of Hippopotamus amphibius kiboko, 1707 nucleotides long. RefSeq names its product POC1 centriolar protein A (gene POC1A). Gene Ontology annotation, molecular function: protein binding. Gene Ontology annotation, cellular component: centriole; ciliary basal body. Bases 174 to 1601 code for a protein of 475 amino acids. NCBI's taxonomy places the organism in Eukaryota, Metazoa, Chordata, Mammalia, Artiodactyla, Hippopotamidae. The transcript is spliced from 11 exons. Gene Ontology annotation, biological process: cilium assembly. The record is from RefSeq and is a predicted model, not a curated record.